Gadus chalcogrammus (walleye pollock) is the source of this 1152-nucleotide messenger RNA. RefSeq lists its product as uncharacterized. The record is from RefSeq and is a predicted model, not a curated record. Lineage: Eukaryota; Metazoa; Chordata; Actinopteri; Gadiformes; Gadidae. The transcript is spliced from 4 exons. Bases 481 to 1152 code for a protein of 223 amino acids.
UCAGUAAAAUAACCAUCAGCCAUCCCACUAAACAAAAAUACACUCUGCUCCGACAGUCAAUGAGGGGGUCAACGUUAAAUUAAAACCUUUUUCAAUCUAGAAGAAUGUCCCAAGCACUCUGGUCAAAACUAACAGCAAUCUAACAUUCAUCCAAUCAGUUUACAUAAUAUAAUCAUAUUUUUAACACAAAGUGAUCUUUAUUUGACAUGAAUACAUGUAGAGAUGGUGUCACCACAGUGGUUCUACUUGACCUUUGAAACUAAAACUCACAUUCACCUGUCGCUCCUCUUCCUGGGUCCUCAUGGUCUCCACAGAGCCAGUAUAGUAGAAGGUCUUCUCCUGUCUCAUUCAGUCCUUGGUGCCACUCUAGCUGGAGGUGGAGCUUGACAGGCAGCACAUCAGAAACAAUCUGUCAACACAACAGCUUCUAGACUCUUGAUUGUUGCUGCUUGACAACAUCUGCUUGUUCCAGUAUUAGCUAUGCAGAUCUUCAUGUUAGUGGUUUUAUUCACUGGGUUUACUGGUGACAGUUAUCAGCAAUCCAUCCACUCAAUCCAGGACAGUCCAGUCCAGGCUCUACAAGGAGACGGCGUGACUCUCUCCUGCAACUACUCUUCAGCAACAUCCUUCUUCUGGUAUCGGCAGUACCCCAGCUCACCUCCCCAGUUCCUUAUCAAAGAAUACAUGGAGCUAUCUGGAUUUACCUUGAAAAAGGACAGUGAUAAAAAAAUGUUCCAUCUGGAGAUCUCCGCUGCUGCCGUGACAGACUCUGCUCUGUACUACUGUGCUGUGCAGCCCACAGUGACAGGAAACACAGACUCCCUGUACAAAAACCUGACAAGGAACUUGAAGAGCAUUUGUCAUUACCUUAAACUGUGGUUCAGGGGAGGCGCAUCUGGAGAGGUGAAUUCACACCAGGAGUCUAGGAGCGAUUAUUUUUUCUGGUACCGUCAGUAUCCUGGAGAACCUCCACAGUUCCUGCUGUGCAUCUCAGGGUUUGGUAACAACAGAACAGUUGAGUCUCUUGGUUCAGACAAAAGGUUUUCCACUGAACUGACUGAAGAGAAGACUGGAGUGGAUCUGAAGAUCUCCUCUGUUGCAGUGACAGACUCUGCUCUGUACUACUGUAGUGUAAAGGAGAAGACAGUGUGA